Molecule: messenger RNA, 2149 nt
Organism: Cuscuta campestris
Lineage: Eukaryota; Viridiplantae; Streptophyta; Magnoliopsida; Solanales; Convolvulaceae
Source: the annotation of a GenBank genome assembly
AGGAAGACUAGCGUUUUACGUUCCUUCUUUGCUUGCAGUCCAGACAAGGAAUCGAAGCCAACUGCCCGGAGCUCACCGUCACUGGCGGCGCCUCCUCCUCCCCUCACAACAUCAUGCCCUCCUUCGGCGGCGCUGCAUCGUCCUCCGAUCACAUUUCCCUCGCAAAAUCCCCCGCUUUCCUCAAAUUCACCGCUUUAACCCUCUUAUCCAUCUCUAUCUUCGUCCUCCUCAGGCACUUCUCAGACCCAACCCCCAAUUUCUCAUCGCCCCUUUCCAAUCUCACCACCACUGUUAAUGCCGUUGCAAAACCGUCCCGGCCGCCGGUUUCUCCUCCCCCUCUCCCGACGGUUUCUCUGCCGUCUGUGGGUCCUCCAGCUAGGCCGACUAGGGAUUUCUUGGAACGGACGGGAAUUAUCGACGAGAAUGGCUUGAUGGUGCUCGACUUUAUAAUAGGGGAUUAUGACGAUGAGCUGUUAGAGACUGUGGGGAAUGCCAGUGGAGGUGGAACAAAUAGGGAUGAGAGUAAGGGGAUUACGAAGAAGGGCAAAAUUGGGAAAUUUGGAGUCUGUGAUCAGAGUAUGAGCCAUUGCAUUCCUUGCUUGGAUAGUGUGGAGGUUUUGUCCAAGUUCAAUUCCUCCGAGCGGCAUUGCCCGGAGAAGGGGUUGGAUUGUGUUGUGCCGAUGCCCAAAGGCUAUAGAUUUCGAGUUCCGUGGCCAAAAAGCCGAGAUGAGGUUUGGAUGUCAAACAUACCUCAGACUUCCUUGGUUGAUGACAAAAGUGGGCAAAUUGUGAUAUCAAAAGAGAAACAAGUGUACUUAUUUCCCGAAGGAGGGACUGACUUUCCUCACGGUGUAGAACACUAUUUGGAUCAGAUAUCCUCGAUGGUUCCAGAGAUUUCCUUUGGGAAUAAAACACGGGUGGUUUUGGAUAUCGGUUGUGGUGUGGGAAGCUUCGGUGCUUAUCUAGCAAAGCGAAAUGUAGUCACUCUGUCCAUAGCUCCAAAAGAUGCUAGCAGUAACCAGAUUCAAUUUGCACUUGAACGUGGUGUGCCAGCCAUGAUUGCUGGCUUUGAAACACGUCGUUUGAUGUAUCCUAGCCAAGCAUUUGACUUUGUACAUUGUUCAAAUUGCAGAGUCAACUGGACCAACAAUGAGGGUAUUUUGCUUCUAGAGGUAAACAGAGUGCUGAGAGCAGGAGGUUACUUUCUACUGGCAGAACAACAACCUGUUGACAAACAAGAAACGUCACUAGAACAAUGGAAAGAAAUGGAGGAUCUUACCGAUCGCCUUUGUUGGGAACUUGUGAAAAAGGGAGAGGGGAUUGCAAUAUGGAAGAAACCUCUGAACAACAGCUGUUAUUUCAACCGGGGGCCAACUGCAAAACCUUCCAUAUGUGGCAAUGAUGAUGACCCAGAUGAUGUCUGGUAUGUGAAUAUGAAGGCGUGCAUCACUAGUUUACCUGACAAUGGGUAUGGUGCUAAUGUGACUGCAUGGCCUGCUCGACUUAAGUACCCACCGGACAGACUGUUUAGCAUAAAAAUGGAUGCCAUUUUGUCCAGAAGGGAAAUUUACAGAGCAGAUACUAACUACAUGGUCGAUCUUGUACGUGGAUAUAUUAAUGCAUUCCACUGGAAAACACUGCAACUAAGGAACAUCAUGGACAUGAGAGCUGGAUAUGGAGGGUUUGGAGCAGCUUUGGCUGAGAAUGGGGAGAUUGAUUGCUGGGUAAUGAAUGUGGUUCCCGUCAGCGGACCUAAUACACUGCCCGUUAUUUAUGACCGCGGUCUCAUUGGGGUCUUGCAUGAUUGGUGUGAGCCGUUCGACACAUAUCCAAGAUCAUAUGAUUUAUUGAAUGCGGUUGCUCUUUUCUCGGCCGAGAAGAACAGACGUAACAUAUCAAACAUAGUGCUGGAAAUGGAUCGGAUCCUGAGACCGGGAGGAAGAGUUUACAUCCGCGACUUCACACCGAUCAUCGACGAAGUGGAGGAGCUGACACGGGCCGUGGGGUGGGUGAGUUUCAGGUACGAUGACAGCGAAGGCCCCCAUUCUAACUGGAAGCUCUUAACCUGUGAGAAACGCAUGUAGCAUUCUCAUCUCCUCCCUGCAAACCCCACACCAUCUUCCUGCUUAUACAUGCUUAGAACAUUCUU